Lactuca virosa is the source of this 1864-nucleotide messenger RNA. The record is from the annotation of a GenBank genome assembly. NCBI's taxonomy places the organism in Eukaryota, Viridiplantae, Streptophyta, Magnoliopsida, Asterales, Asteraceae.
AGACCAAUCACAUUGCACAAAAAGUUCUCUCUUUUCUCACCAAAUGCUUAACAAUGGUAGCGUAGCGAUCCCCCCAAGCGAGCGCUAGGGGGUGGUGUUCAUGACCCCUUAGCGAGCCUAACGAGCAUUGGUAAUACCUCCACUCCGUUUAGCGUAGAGAUGGCAGGGAAAACAUUUGAACCUGCUUGAAAAAUAUCGGAUUCCUUUAUCGCUUCAGGAACAUGGGAUUCAGAUCCUUGAGUGUAAAUCUCCUCAAAAGAUUUCACAAUUCAUCGGCACGAUCCAUUCCUCCAUCAUUUGCCCAUAAAAAACUGGUGUACCCUUUGAUUCCUCGGUUGUACGAUCGAUCUUCCCCCUACCCUGAAAAUCAUAGCUUAAAGAUCUCUAAGAGGUGGCAUGUCGGUCAUUCUCAUCACCACCACGAGCAAACCAGUCAAGAAGGCGAGAGGAUUUUCAGGCUCGGACUACUCUCCGAUAUUGGGUUAACUGCCGGCAAAGUAUUGACGGGUUAUUUGUCCGGUAGCACCGCCAUCAUCGCCGAUGCUGCUCAUUCUCUCUCCGAUGUGGUGCUUAGUGGUGUUGCUUUGGUAUCAUUUAGAGCUUCAAGGGUUCCCAAGGACAAAGAACACCCAUAUGGGCAUGGUAAGUUUGAGACUUUAGGCGCACUUGGAAUUUCUGGCGUGCUUUUGGUAACGGCUGGGGGUAUUGCAUGGCAUGCUUUGGAUGUUUUAGUGGGGGUACUGUACUCAGCAGCUUCUGAUCAACAUAUUGCAGGUGGGGGGCAUGGGCAUGGGCAUGGGAUUGACAUGAAUCAUCCUGUGCUAGCUUUGAAUACUACUAUUGUUGCAAUUGCUGUUAAAGAAGGGUUGUAUUGGAUAACAAAGAGGGCAGGAGAGAGGUCUGGCAGUGGAUUGAUGAAAGCAAAUGCAUGGCAUCAUCGUGCAGAUGCUGUUUCAUCACUUGUUGCUCUUAUAGGGGUUGGUGGAUCUAUUCUUGGGGUGAGGUUUCUUGAUCCCCUUGCUGGGCUUGUUGUCUCUGGCAUGAUACUAAAGGCUGGACUCCAAACUGGUUACCAGAGUAUUUUGGAGCUGGUGGAUGCUGCAAUACCAUCUCAUCAUUUGGACCCAAUCAGAAAGACAGUGUUACAAGUCAAAGGAGUGGAGGGAUGCAGACACAUUAGGGGAAGGAGAGCUGGUUCAUAUCUGUAUCUUGAUGUAAAGAUCCAGGUUGAUCCCUUGUGUAGUGUGAGAACAGCACAUGAAAUUGGUGAAACUGUUCGUUACCAGAUUCAGAAUUGUCAUCCUCAAGUCUCUGAAGUCUUCAUACACUUGGAGCCUAACAAUAAACUUUUUCAACCUUCUACUACUCAUGUUCAUGUCCAGCAACAACAAGAAAAUAGGAUUGAAGAAAUGAUUACUAAUAUGCUCACUUCCAACUUCUCUCAGAAAAUGGUUGUGAAGCACGUAAAAAAACAGAAAUUGCAAGCCAAGAUUUUGGUCCAAAUCGAGGUUUCCAUGCCACAAGAUAACACUAUUAGUGAUGCAAUCAAAGUGGCAGAAGAAGCCAAGCGCCAUAUCUUGCAGUUGCAGGACACCUCCGACUCUAACCCUAACCCUAACCCUACCCCUACCCCUACCCCUACCCAGGUUCAGGUUACCUUCAUCUUGCAACUUGCCUAAUGAGUCCCCAUGAAAUGAAUCGUCAAUAAAGAACCAAAUUUAGUUUCAAUUUGUAACCAAUGCCAGAUCAGUUCAAUGAAAAAAAGAGUCCAUAAAUUCCUAUACACAACAGAAUUACAAAACUGUUUGAUUAAAAUAUGUACUUUUAUUGUAAAUUUUUUUACACAAGCAAAACAAAUCACGAU